AUGGCUUCAGGCGGAUUUGGUGGCUCACUCUUUGGAGGAAAUAAGGGAUCGUCAAUUCUAGCAGCUGGCCAGCCGGCGCAAACAGGUACCUCGAGCUUGUUUUCAACGAAUCAACAACAGUCGCAACCACAGCAGACGCCGCAGAACCCCCUGCCAUCGCUCGCACAAUCGACGCAGUCUGCACAAGCCACACAGCCUGCCUUCUUCAAUAGUCUAUUAGAACGCGGAAAAAAGCGCCCAUUCGCCACGGGCUCGCAGGACAACAGCUAUGGAGAACUACCGAGCCUUCAGUUAGKCCUUGAUGAUAUUCGCAGGAAAGCCAGGGAGCUCGGCGGCCAGGACACAAAAGCUGCGCGUCAAACCGGACGUGAUCAAAAGGCACAUUACCUUCUCGCCGCGUCAGGUAUCUCUCCGGGACAUGCGCUACGCGAUCUGAAGGCCCUUGAUGCGCAGGCCUCUAUACCCAGUCCCUUCAAACAAGCCGAAGGAUUUGACCCUGAUAAUGAGAAAUUCAUGAAAAGCGUACAACAACGCGGUCGUCAGGCUAUGGUUGCAGAGAGUCUUGCUCGCGUCCACCGAGACUUCGAUACUUUCUUGGAAGAAAAGGUUAACAUGAACUGGGAUGACCAACGUCGUAAAAUCUUCCAACAUUUUGGUCUGUCAUCUAGGGAUGAUUUGGCAGGUGGUGAUAGUCUUAAACGGGGUUCGUUUGGCCGUUCUGCUACGCAUCCUAGGCAGCCCGGCGGUGCGACAGGCACUCGAAGCGUAUUUGGGCGCUCGGGGUUGGAAAAAUCUGUUAUUGGACAACCUGGUGGUUCUCUUUCCAGCUCUCAGCUUUUUGCAGAUCAUGGUGAUAGGGCCGAUGUUGGAGCUCAGGGUCCUGAUACUCGCUUUUUGCGCGAGAAAAUGGGCCUGUUUGCCAAGAAGGUGGGAGAGCUCAAUGCAGCACGACUAGAAGAGAAACCUUUUGCCAUCUUCCAUGAGUUUGGGAGUGUGGAGGAUCAUCCCGCUGGUGAUGUACCACGACAAUUAGCAGGAGCCUACCAAGCUCUCAUAUCUAUAACUGGAGAAUCGCGCGUUGUGACCAGUUUCGGAGAGCCUGGUGCUAUCAAGGAGAGAGAGUUUGCCGGAGACUACCUAAAUGAAUUAAACACAUCAAAAGGCGCUACAAGUUUGAGGAAAAGGAUUGUGGAGGGAUCUAGAGUGUAUUUGGAGAAUUUGUUCUACUCCGAAGUUGAGGCCGUCAUUGCGAAGAACCCACGCGAAGCGCAACUGGGAGGAAUUCCCUCGACUAUCAACAGAAUUCGCGCCUACAUUCGCCUUCGUGCUGCUAGAAAAGAUCUCGCACCGGACGGAACGGAAUUGCAGAUCGUGGGCGAAGAUUACUGUUGGAUUUUGAUCUUCUUCCUACUUCGAUGCGGUUUUGUGACUGAAGCUGCUGAAUACGUCAGUUCCGAUCCAGGUUUCCGUUCGCUUGAUCACAAAUUCGUCACAUAUAUGACCACAUAUGCGCAAAGCAGGAGGUUACCCAGAGACUUGCAACAAAAAAUCAAUGGGGAGUACCAACAACGCCUACGAAAUGCGCCAGAAAAUACCAUCGAUCCUUAUCGAAUGGCCUGUUACAAGAUCAUCGGUCGAUGUGACCUGGGCCGCCGCCGAUUGGACGGCGUUGGACAGGGUGUUGAGGAUUGGAUGUGGCUGCAGUUCGUUCUAGCCAGAGAAGACGACCGAGUCGAAGAGUUUGCAGGAAAUGUCUUUGGCCUCGAAGAUAUUCAGACCGACAUUGCAGAAAUUGGUCAACGCGUGUUUGCAAAGGGACAAGAUACUCCAGGCGGUUAUGGAACGUUCUUCCUCUUACAGAUUUUGGGUGGCAUGUUCGAACAGGCUAUUUCGUAUCUUGGGUCUCAUGCACCAGUUAGUGCUGUGCACUUUGCAGUUGCUCUCGAUUAUUACGGGCUUUUGCGCGUCGCAGACUUUUACACUGGCGGAGAGGAGAUUUUAUCGUUUACAACGAAGCAAUUUCCGCAAAUCAACUUUGCUUACUUGAUCACGCAAUAUACUCGUGAAUUUCGGACUGGCAAUGUUGAAGCAGCAAUUGAUUAUUUCGCUCUUAUUUGUUUGAACGCCGAUCUGCCCGGUGCGCUCGGAAAGUCACAAGCAUCUGUCUGUCAUGAAGCGUUACGAGAGUUCAUCUUGGAGACAAGAGACUUUGCAAAGUUGCUGGGUGAUAUUAGAGCAGACGGCGUGAGAAUCAAGGGUGCUAUAGAACGCCGUCUCAGACUCAUCAAGCUCGUCGACCAAGACGAGUUCCUCAGAACGAUCACGGUGCAAGCAGCAACGGUUGCAGAUGACAAGGGAUUGAUUGCUGAUGCAGUACUUCUUUACCAUCUCGCCGAAGACUAUGAUCAUGUCAUCGAAAUCAUCAAUCGCUCUCUUUCAGACACCGUUUCACUAGAUCUCGGUCAAUCAGUCGCGGACUUCCAACCCUUGAAGCCCAGAGUCGAACAUGGGCCUUCUCCCUCUGCAGAACCGGGCAGCAGCCUCAGUCUGACAACAGUCGACGAUCCCAUGACAUUGGCCAGGAACAUGAUCAGUCUCUACAACAGCAACGCACUCUAUUACCAAAAGAUUCGCCAAAUUAACCGCGAUGCAUGCGGGCUUUUACUCCGUAUGUUGGAAGCAAAGGGUCAAGUUGAAAUCGGUAACUGGGCACCAGCACUAGACGCAAUAAACGACCUUCAAAUUCUCCCCCUCCGCGCCAAAGGCUCGGUACCCUACAUCCGCAACGCAGCCCAAUCUUUUGCAUCUUUGCCAAGCGUAAUCUCACGCAACAUCGGUCCACUAAUCAUCUGGAGCAUAACCUGCAUCGGGCGCGAGCGCGAGCGACUAUAUGCAGGUGCCUACGAGAACGAGAUUCGUCAAGCUCUUGCCGAGGAAUUGUUGGCGAUGGCCAAGGAUUUGAUGUUGUUUGCCGGUAUGAUCAAGUACAAAUUGCAGCCGAGGGUUUAUGAGACCUUGGCCAGGGCGGGAGCUGAGAUUGGUGCUUUUUAA
Talaromyces amestolkiae is the source of this 3051-nucleotide messenger RNA. RefSeq lists its product as uncharacterized. The transcript is spliced from 5 exons. Bases 1 to 3051 code for a protein of 1016 amino acids. Gene Ontology annotation, molecular function: structural constituent of nuclear pore. The record is from RefSeq and is a predicted model, not a curated record. NCBI's taxonomy places the organism in Eukaryota, Fungi, Ascomycota, Eurotiomycetes, Eurotiales, Trichocomaceae. Gene Ontology annotation, biological process: protein import into nucleus; poly(A)+ mRNA export from nucleus. Gene Ontology annotation, cellular component: nuclear pore.